Messenger RNA from Aphis gossypii (cotton aphid), 1207 nucleotides. It is a transcript of the gene slx1, whose product is annotated as structure-specific endonuclease subunit slx1. The record is from RefSeq and is a predicted model, not a curated record. The transcript has 4 exons. The coding region runs from base 247 to 999 and encodes 250 amino acids. Gene Ontology annotation, cellular component: Slx1-Slx4 complex. Gene Ontology annotation, biological process: double-strand break repair via homologous recombination. NCBI's taxonomy places the organism in Eukaryota, Metazoa, Arthropoda, Insecta, Hemiptera, Aphididae. Gene Ontology annotation, molecular function: crossover junction DNA endonuclease activity; 5'-flap endonuclease activity.
GCGAUAAGCGACUAAAUUUUAAAAUUUUCGUUACCAUAAUACAUUUUAGAAGUCUUUCAAGUUUCAAUAUUAAUUAAUAUUAUUAUUAUUUAUCAAUGUUUUCAAUGUAAUGUUUAAUUAAUAAAUAAUAAUAAUGAAAAAAAAUGUGUUGAAAAAUAAACUUUCAAUUUUCAGUUUGUGACCACACAUUUUGUAUUAAUAUUAUGAUUUAUAUGGGUUAAAUUUAAAAUCAUUACUUAUAUUGUUAUGGCUGACGAAAUUGAAAAUUUCUAUGGAGUAUACCUACUGUAUUGUCUGAAUGAAAAAAGCAAAGGAAAAACUUACAUUGGCUAUACAAAGGAUCCUAAUCGCCGUAUAAAACAACACAACAAAGGUGUUAAAAGUGGAGGAGCCAGAAAAACCAGUCGUCGUGGGCCAUGGGAAAUGGUUUUGAUAGUACACGGAUUUCCAAACGAUAUAACAGCAUUAAGGUUUGAAUGGGCAUGGCAAAAUCCUAAAACAUCCAGACGUUUGAAACACAUAGCACCAAAAGCAAGAACUGAAAAAGAAUAUGACUAUUGUAUCCGCAUACUUUCAGAAAUGCUGCAUGUGGGUCCAUGGAAUCGUCUCGCUUUAAGCGUCCGGUGGCUGAAUAUGCUUUAUCGUCGUGACUUCAGUGACGACAAAUUUCCACCCAUGCACAUGUCUAUAUGUCAAGGACCAGUCGUAUGUAAAAAACCUGCUUUACCAAAUGAUAUCAGCUUAUUAGAAGGCAGUAAAAGUCAAAUAUGUGUUUUGUGUGCACGUAAUUGUUCUGCAGAAAGUCUACUUAAUUGUUUAGAUCCAGAUUGUCAAGCAGUCACGCAUAUUCAGUGUCUCGCCAAGCGAUUCUUAGGAUCAUCUGAUCAUAUUAUACCCAUAGAUGGUGAAUGUCCAGCAUGUGGCAUCCGUCUUCUAUGGGGUGAUUUAAUUCGGCGAAAAAAUGGAUGCUAUAAAAAUUUAAGUGCCACUAGUAGAUAAUAAUUAAAUAAUUAAUGUAUUAUUAUGGUUUAAGUUCCUCUUUAGUGUGAAGUUAGCAAAUGUGAAGUGUAUUUUUAAAUACAUUUUCAUAUAAAAAUUCAAUAUAUAUAUUUUUUACAUACUAUUGAUUUUUGUGCAUAUUUCAGAUGAUUAUUGUAUUUUAUAACUUAAAAUUUUAUAAAAUUAUUGUAAUAUUAUUUCAAGUAAA